AUGCCCAAUCAAAGCCGCCGGCUGCCGAAUAGGGCUAAUGAUGACGUCCAUGUACCGGCCCUCGUUUUCUCCGCGAGAAAUGGGCGUACCAUAUCAGCUACUCCUGCGAUCCCAGCAUCUUUGAUUUCUUCGGCAACACUUCGGAUACAUACCCCAGAUUGUGGAGGAUCGGAUAGCAAGAGCGGUGAGCUCAAUCCAGAAGAGUGCGGUUGUGGGAUUGCGACGAGCCCAAAACCAUCCUUACCCGCCUCUGUCCGUGCUACGGCAUAUACCCCUACACAUACCCAGUCGGCAGUACGCACACGCAAACAAACAGAGGGCAAUUUCGAGCUUCAAGUAUUAUCAGGUUCGGAGUGGGAAGCUGUUGAUAUUGCUAAAGCCAGGGAAGCUGAAGAAAAGCAGGCAAAAGCAAAGAGCAAGAAGGGCCCCAAGGCCCUCAGCAACCUUCAGUUGAAUUCCGAACGUGAAGAGCGGAGAAUGUCACGAAACAGACCAAGAGGCCCUCCCACCCGGGACAACGGUGCGGCUGCCAAUGAGGAAAUUGAAAUGUGGAAUCGAAUACGUCAAGAUAUAUUCAAGGCUGCUGAGAAAAAUGAGAAACAAAAAGUCCCAGGGCUCCAACUAGCUGCGCUAAAGGAGAAAAUUACAAAAGCCAACCGAAAAGCCACGCCAUCUGAGCUUGAACAAAUGGAAAACUACGAGCGUAUCAUAAACAAGUACAGCGAAGAGGAACGUGCUAUCUUACGUGAUGAGCCAGCAGAUGUCAUUAAAAACCUCGAGAUCCUAAUCGCCCUACGCUCAGCGUCCGAGGCUGACCCUCAGCCCCGCACCGGACCCGCUGGCAAGCCACGGAAACGGAAGACAGAAUCUGAUACCCCAGCUUCCGAUUCUCCCACCACUUCGAUGGCCGAUAAGCUAAAUCGGCUCAAAAGCAGCACCCAUAGAAGCGCUAGCGUCUCAAGCAACCAAGCCCGUGAAGCGGUUUCUGUCAAGAGUGAGGAUGGAGGUGAGGGCACGAAAGGUACCGCAGCAGAAAAAAGUGGACAUCUAUUCGUUGGGGCAGAAGUUGUUUUCAAACACAACAAGAAGCAACAGGGUGUGGAGGGUGAAGGCAUACAAUGUAUCAUCAAAAGCAUAGCGGGGGAAGGUCAUAAGAAACGUUACGAUGUCCAAGAUCCGGAACCCAGCGAAAACGGCGAGGAAGGUGCGGUCUAUAAAACAUCUGCAGCUUCACUAAUUCCCAUUCCCCAAGUCGGCGCUUCACUGCCUUCUUUCUCCGUUGGAAAGCAAGUCCUCGCCAGGUAUCCCGAUACCACAACAUUUUACCGUGCCGAGGUAAUGGGCUCCAAGAAGGACGUAUAUCGAUUGAAGUUUGAGGGAGAGGAGGACGACAAGGAGAUGGAUGUCGACCGCCGCUUUGUGCUCGACAUUCCCGGAAAAUAAUAAGGCUGGCCUUAUUAUUUGACAACACGGCCUCUUCAUAGUCGGUACUUCUAUGUACUGUCCAUUGGAGUGCACGUACGGUUAACUUGUGUAGCAGCACUUAUUCGUUUGUGUUUCAUAUCUCUGGUUUUGUUUCGGGUGUGGUUGCGAUCUCAUUCUAGGAUUGGCACACCUAGUGGUGUUGGAUACAGGAGGUGGGAUUGGGUUUUUGAUAUGGGUCCAAGUGCUAUUGGGACUGGAGUAUCGACUUGCAUGUCUUUUAUUUCUAUUGAAUUUUGUAUACGGUGGUAUCCUGUUUAUGUUUCCUAUGAAGAAGGACUAGUAAUAUCAGGACCACACAAUUUAACUUUCAAAUUUUGCG
This is a messenger RNA of Histoplasma capsulatum G186AR, 1804 nucleotides long. Its product is annotated as SAGA-associated factor 29. Gene Ontology annotation, cellular component: SAGA complex. Lineage: Eukaryota; Fungi; Ascomycota; Eurotiomycetes; Onygenales; Ajellomycetaceae. The coding region runs from base 1 to 1443 and encodes 480 amino acids. The record is from RefSeq and is a predicted model, not a curated record. The transcript has 3 exons.